UUGAACGUCAGCGAGGAAGCAUGUUAGCGGCCAUUUUGUUUGCAUUUUGUGGCUUGGCAGUCGCCGCUCCUCAGGGGGAGCGGAUAGAAAAUGUGCCGAUUCUUGCGGACACCAGAAAUGGUCCCGACGGGGACGGAAAUUUCGACUUCAAAUACGAGACGGGGGACGGCAUCUUCCACGAGGCGCGGGGACGCAACGACGGGGACGGCAUCGUCAGAGUUCAGGGACGAUACUCGUUCACGUCUCCUGAAGGCGAGGUCGUCGAGAUUUCCUACACUGCGGACGAGCGCGGCUUCCUGGCGUCCGGCGACGCGCUGCCCACGCCGCCCCCCGCACCGCCGCACGCGCUCGCUCAGAUCCGCGCCGCGGAGGCGGCCUUCGCAAAGCAAAAGCAGCCAGCUUUUGCCUAUGGGCUUCCGGCCAUCCGGCCAUCUUUUGCCAACCGGCUUCCGGCAGGGGUGUCGCGGGCUGCGCCGGUAGCCCGCUCAUCUGAAAGACGUCCAGGCUGAACAAUAAUUAAAAAAAUUAAGGCCGCUGAUGCUUUGUGCUUGAACUAAACUUUUAAAAUAUAAAUCAAAUUUUACGUGCUAAUAAUUUUAACAGGAACAUUUGUUAUUCUUAAUACCCUGAAUAUUACGAGAGAUCUUAUCAGAACGACUACGUAGUUAAAGUUACGUGCGCCAUCAUUGAAUAGGCAAAAUUGUUCACUCACCCUCAAUAAUUCUGGCUGUAAUCACAUGGUUCAAUAUGUAUACAAAUGGACAAAAUUUUUCAACAGUAGAGUUUAUCGAAAAGUUAAAAAUUGGUGAAAUACCAAUGUCUUGUUUUUUUUUUGAAGGUCGUAAUUGCACAACGAUGUUUACAAGUUUUUAGCUGCGAUUUUAUCUUUUAUGCACUUGGUGAACUAUUGAGAAAGUGACAUAAAAGGCCCAAAAAUGACUCGUUAUCUUUGUAGCGAGAGAUGAAAUAUUUUCUAUUGGAGAUUUAACAUUACGACGAAGUCAGUUGCUUUUACCCAUGAAUGUACGGAAUUAGGCAGGAUUUAGCCAUUUAUUUUUCAGUUAAUUGGUCCUGCUUUUAACUUUUCUUGAAUGAAUAAAAAGAAACAAUUAGAUAUUUCAAAAGGAUAUGAAUGUUUAAAAUAAAUACUAUUGAGAAGUUUAUAAUUUCCCUCCAUGUUUCUGUAUGCCGUGUUUGCAGUUACUGUGUAGUAACUAUCUUUCAAAUUCAUGCUUUUUGAAUUCACGCACUUUCAUACUAUGUUUUUUUAUGUAGCGUAAAUUCUUUUUAUAGUAAACCACGUUCACAGUUGUAGUUUCAUUAUCGAGUGACUUUCAAAUUAAGGGGAAGUUUUGCAUAUAG
Messenger RNA from Hyalella azteca, 1362 nucleotides. RefSeq names its product cuticle protein AMP1B. The record is from RefSeq and is a predicted model, not a curated record. The coding region runs from base 21 to 509 and encodes 162 amino acids. The transcript has 5 exons. Lineage: Eukaryota; Metazoa; Arthropoda; Malacostraca; Amphipoda; Hyalellidae. Gene Ontology annotation, cellular component: chitin-based extracellular matrix. Gene Ontology annotation, molecular function: structural constituent of chitin-based larval cuticle.